AGCUGACAGCCUCAUUGCGCGGGUCUGUCAAAAAUAUCUGCCCCUUAGCUGAAUGUAUCCAGACAACGCUUCAGCUUCUAGGUUAUAUAGCUUUCGAUUAACGUUGUUUGUCGGAUGAAAUUUGUCAAUGGAGAACACCGGUAUGUUGUAUGCAGCCCCCGUAGCAGAAACUCAAGCGUUACAUUAGUAUACGUGACAGACAGUCCAUUAAUUGGAUUAGCGUUAAGUAAAGCCACCAGUAGAUAGUUUAGCAAACUUGCUAGCCAGUUAGCUAAACGGUAUGUUUAGAGUUAAGACUUGAAAAUAUAACGUGGACGUUUCGUUUUUCACAAACUGAUGCGAUUUGCUAUUUGUUAACCAACGUUAGCUGUCAAUUUAAGACACGAAUGGUAACGUUAAUCUAACGUUAGCUAGCUAGACAAUUCCGCGUGUGUCGUCCUUCCCCAUUUUAGGGUGUGUGCUAACGUUACAUACACCAGGGUUACAAUAACGUCUUCAGUAACGCUGGCUAGCUAUCAGCUCGUGUAGAAGUCAUUCACGUUAGGUCAACAACAUGGAUAACGUUAGUUUUAGUUCGCAGCGGUUUGACUCCACUAGCAGUAAAUCUCAAAAGAGGAAGGGCUCCAACAGCAGCCACAACACAUGUUAUGAUGAAGGAGACCGCAAACCAAAGUUUCACUUACCCUUUAGAAACAUCACAGAUGAUGUGCUGGACAGAUUCGCCAGUAUUCGGAUUCCGGGUAGUAAAAAGGAGCGGCCACCCCUAUCGCAGUCUAAACACAAUACGAAUGAUUGGUCCAUUUCUUCAUCAUCUACCUCACAUCAGUUUGAGGAACUUUCAUCCAAGAUCACCUCGGAAAAAGAGAUCUUGGCUCUGUUUGAAAAGAUGAUGGAGGACAUGAACUUGAAUGAGGAAAAAAAGACUCCUUUGAGAGAGAAGGACCUGAACACAAAGAGAGAAAUGGUCAUCCAGUAUGUUUUUACUGCCUCUAAAACUGGUAGUUUGAGAAGCAGCCAUCAGAUAUCUCCCCAGGAAUUCCUGGGAGAGCUGAAGUCGGGGGUAAUGGACGAACGUCUGUUUGCCUGUCUAGACUCACUGCGGGUGUCUCUUACCAGCAACCCUGUCAGUUGGGUGCAGAGCUUCGGCCAUGAGGGUCUUGGACUGCUGCUGGACAUUUUGGAAAGGUUGCUGUUCAAGAAACAGCAAGAUAAGCUUGACAAAAAGAAUCAACAUAAAGUUGUCCAGUGUCUCAAAGCCUUCAUGAACAAUAAGUAUGGGUUGGAUCGAAUCCUGGGAGAGGAGAAAAGUCUUGCAUUACUGGCAAGAGCCAUUGAUCCCACCCAGUCUGCGAUGAUGACUGACGUGGUGAAGCUGCUGUCAGCCAUCUGCAUCGUGGGCGAAGAGAACACUCUGGAAAAGGUCCUGGAAGCCAUCACCACAGCAGGGGAAUGGCGAGCCAUCGACAGGUUCAGUCCCAUUGUGCAGGGACUACGAGAUCGCUCGGUUCAAUUACAAGUGGCAUGCAUGCAGCUCAUCAAUGCACUAGUAACAUCCCCUGAUGAACUGGACUUCAGGCUGCACAUCAGAAAUGAAUUCAUGCGCUGUGGCCUGAAAGAGAUAUUGCCGCUUCUGACAACCAUCAGGAAUGAGGCCCUUGACAUUCAGCUAAAGGUAUUUGAGGAGCACAAAGACGAGGAUAUGAUGGAGUUCUCUCACAGGUUGGAAGACAUCAAAAGUGAACUGGAUGAUGCGGGGGACGUGUUCAGUAUUGUACAGAGCAUGGUGAAGGACAGCAGUGCAGAGCCCUAUUUCCUGUCUAUACUGCAGCACCUGAUGCUUAUACGCAACGACUACUUGGUCAGGCCCCAGUACUUUAAGAUCAUUGAGGAGUGUGUGUCUCAAAUUGUGCUCCACCGUAGUGGCACUGAUCCAGACUUCAGUUACCGCAAGCGCCUAGAUGUGGACAUCGGCCACCUUUUAGAGGUGUGUGUCGAUAAAGCUCGAAUUGAUGAGUAUGAACAAAGAGCUUCAGAACUGGCAGAGAAGUUUGAUGAAGAGUUUCUAAGCAGACAGGAGGCACAAGCUCAGCUGGUUAAGUGUGAUGAACAAAUAGCUGAACUCCAAGCAGAGCUGCAGGCCUUCAGGUCCCAGUUUGGAGCUGUACCUGUGGGUCUGUCCUCUGCCCAUGUUGGACAGACGUCAUCGUCCCCAGCUUUCCCUUCUGGGCCUCCACCCCCAGUUGUAGCAGCUGGACUGCCAGCUCCCCCUCCUCCGCCACCUUUGCCUGGUUGUCAUGCCCCACCUCCCCCACCUGGAGUGCCUCCUCCAUUUGGUGCCCCCCCUCCACCCCCUCUAGGGUUUGGGGGUGGUCUAGGCUCCCCUACCCACCAUGCACUGCCUUAUGGCCUCAGACCUAAGAAGGAUUUCAAGCCUGAGACUUCCAUGAAACGUCUCAACUGGUCCAAGAUCCGUCCCCAGGAAAUGUCAGAUGGCUGUUUCUGGGUGCGGGCUGAUGAGAACCAAUAUGCAAAACCAGAGUUACUUUGCAGAGUUGCUCUCACUUUUUGUUCACAGAGAACAGAAACUAAAGACUGUGAGGACAGUGUCCCAACAGAGGAGCCACCCAAAAAAGAAGAGGAAGAUCUGGAGGAUAAAAAAUCCAUAAAGAAAAGAAUUAAAGAGCUCAAGGUGCUAGAUCCUAAGAUUGCACAGAAUCUAUCUAUCUUCCUGGGUUCCUUCCGUAUGCCUUACCAGGAAAUUCGUCGGAUGAUAGUGGAGGUGGAUGAGGAGCAACUCACUGAACCUAUGAUCCAGAACCUUGUUAAGCACCUACCAGAGCAGGAGCAGCUGAACGCCUUGGCCAAGUAUAAAAAUGAGUACGCAAAUUUGUCGGAGCCGGAGCAGUUUGGGGUUGUGAUGAGCAGUGUAAAGAGGCUGCGUCCUCGCCUGAACCAUAUCCUCUUCCGGCUGCAGUUUGAGGAGCAGGUAAACAACCUGCGUCCCGAUAUCCUGGCUGUAAACGCUGCGUGUGAUGAGGUCAGGAAGAGCCGCUCCUUUGGCCGCUUGCUGGAGCUGGUGCUGCUGCUGGGGAAUUACAUGAAUGCAGGAUCUCGAAACGCCCAGUCAUAUGGCUUUGACCUCAGUUCCCUCUGCAAGCUGAAGGACACUAAGUCAGCGGACCAAAAAACCACAUUACUCCACUUCCUGGCGCAAGUAUGUGAGGAGGAAUUUCCAGAUGUGAUCAACUUUGUUGAAGACCUGGAGCAUGUGGACCGAUCUAGCAGAGUGUCUGCAGAGAAUCUGGAAAAGAGCCUCAGGCAGAUGGAGAUGCAGCUGCUGCAGCUGGAGAGAGACCUGGAGACUUUCUCCUCCCCCGAUGACCCCAACGACAUGUUCCUCACUAAAAUGGCUAGCUUCAGCAAGGUUGCCAGGGAGCAGUAUGGCAAGCUGGUGAUAAUGCACAGCAAUAUGGAGACGCUAUAUCAAAACAUGCUGGAGUACUUUGCCAUCGACCCCAAGAAGACCUCUGUGGAGGAGCUGUUUACAGAUCUCAGCAACUUCCGUGCCAUGUUCACUCAAGCACUGAAGGAAAACCUGAAGCAGAGGGAGACAGAGGAGAAACAGAGGAGGGCACUGGCGGCAAAGGAGAAGGCUGAGCGUGAAAAGCAGGAGAGACAACAGAAGAAGAGGAGGUUGCUGGAAGUCAAUGCAGAGAAUGAUGAGACAGGUGUGAUGGAUAGUUUGCUGGAAGCCCUACAGUCAGGAGCUGCUUUUAGAGACCGCAGGAAGAGAGCACCAAGACCCAGAGAGAACCAGCAGCAGAUGAUCAGCCCCAGCUCCUUCCGCCAGGUUCUCAGGCCUGUUAACCAUGAAAACAACAAGGCACCUUUACAAAGGUCCCGCUCCCGGCAGAAUAUAAAUUUAGGCUCAGCGGUGGUGAAAGCUUCGCCAGCCAAGGAGCCCCGUAACGAGUCUGAGUGCCAUCCAUCUGCAGCCCGCGCCAAGGCUGCUGCGUGUUCGGAGCCAGGCCGCAGGUACAGGAACACCCCGAGUCACAGCCACUGGCUGGACAGAGAGAGGGUGGUGGAGAGAGAAACGGUUAAGCUGACGGAAAAUAAGAUGGGGGUAGAAGCAGAGCCUCCGGCCUUCCAGCAUUCCUCCACUGCUACAGCUGCAGCGGUCAGCAGCUGCAGCAGCAAUGGAGAGUCCGAUUUAGAGACUCUCCUGGCCAAACUCAGGGCCUUGUGAAGUAGCUUUACAUCGUCUCUGAAGCUCCAUACAUUUACAGUAUGAUGGUGCCCACACAUAUUAACACAUUCUGAAUAUGACCAAAAAGAUUAUGCUGCAACAAUUUUGUAGACAAGCAGAAUAUUUUGUUGUUAAGAAAAAAUUGUGAAGUUUUUGUCAUUGUGUGAAUAGCAGGGCAAUUUAAUUAACUAAUAACAUUAAAUAACCAAGAAUUAUUUUACAGCUUCGUGGAAAACACAUUUGUAUGAAACUACCAAUAAAUUGAUGGACCAUGCUGUUAACACUCGGUACAUUUCUGAAAGAAAAUUGAGACAGGUGGAGCACAGAUAGAUGGUCACACAUAAUGUCCUCAGAAAUAAAUAAUAUAUUUAGAAAAGUUGUAAUUCAAUGGUAACACUUAGGCAUAUUACCGGUAGUAACUUAACUUUUCAAAAGAGGAACUACAACCCAAAUAUGUUCAGGAGUAUCUACCGGAUCCUGUAAAGUGCAUUGCCAAAAUCGUUGGCUAUCUUCAUGUAUUUCUAACGAGACUAUAACGUCUUAUCUGA
Etheostoma cragini (Arkansas darter) is the source of this 4797-nucleotide messenger RNA. Its product is annotated as protein diaphanous homolog 3-like. The transcript is spliced from 30 exons. The record is from RefSeq and is a predicted model, not a curated record. Gene Ontology annotation, biological process: actin cytoskeleton organization; actin filament polymerization. Gene Ontology annotation, molecular function: small GTPase binding; microtubule binding; actin binding. The coding region runs from base 554 to 4249 and encodes 1231 amino acids. Gene Ontology annotation, cellular component: cytoplasm; actin filament. NCBI's taxonomy places the organism in Eukaryota, Metazoa, Chordata, Actinopteri, Perciformes, Percidae.